UCAAUUAUAUAGCUUUCACAGAACAAGUUAGUUCUAGGUUUUAUUCUACUUGGUAGUACUGUCAGUAUCAUAGAUUUUUCGAAGUUCUAAUCUUUUCCUCCGAUCUGAACUACUCCAUGCUUCAGGUGAACGUACCUCGUAUAUUGUCCCUUCCCGCUAUAAAUUUGAAUUGGACCAACGAAGUUUCCCUCGCCUUCCUGCUCUCCCUUUCUUGCCAAUCAGUUUUACAGGCACGGCGUGCCGGUGCCAAUCUUGCCAAACCGACAUCUACAGUACCACUACUGGUAGCAUCUGCGGCAGCAGAAGCAUUUUGACGGGACUGACAACAACGAUUCUUAAUAGCUCAACACUCCAAUGCUGCUGUUGGUACCAAUUACUAGUGGUAGGCACCUGCUUGUAAAUAACAAUCCAUCCAUUCACCUACUGUCCCAUAGCUGUUCGGAUGUUGUAGUCACAUCGUAGCUGUUCAGUCUGCGGUGGUUUCGAUUUCGACAGCGUCGUCGACAGUUCGGUCCGAUUCGUUGAAAUUUCUAGUGAGAUAAUUUGAGAUUAUUAUAGGCGAUGUUGGGCGAAUUCCUGUAUGGAAUCGCGACUCCGAGGCUGCUAGUCGAUUCGAGGUAGUUGAAUAAAUUUUCGUCAACUCAUAAAUAACACCUCUCAGCAAUUAAUUCGUCGGCACGAGCCGCACAAUCGGUUCGGCCGCCUGCCAAACGAACGGCGAUAGAGACUACUGCUGCUGGUAGACUACUGUGCACAUUUAAAGCUGAAAAUCGUGUGCCAACCACAGGCUAUCGGGCUAGCAAUCUUGAUCCGGCCCUGAACGCCCUUUGUCCUGCGAUCAAGCAGAAGCAAUAAGCAACAGUAACUACAGUUAGCACAAUAGCGUCCAUCUGCCAAGCUAACGCAGCAGUGGAGCAGUUGCCGGGCAGCCUUGUCGUGUACACAUACUUGUAUAUAUUAUAUCAAUAUAUAUAUUAAUAUGUUUGUGUAUGUAUGAUUCGUUUGUGUCGUCGCGGCGGUCACUUCCCCAAAUCUCAGAUGGUGUACAUAGAUUCCUUGAGUUAUUGUGUUUGUGUAUGAGCCAUACUGGCAUAGUGUAUACAUCUGAUUUGAUUCGUAAAGUAGCUUUGCAUAGUCUUGGUGUUUUCGGCGCUCAUUCGUCGGUUCGUGCUGUUAUCCCCCACCCCCUUCGUGUAAACUGUUACUGUUUGGCGCCUGAAUUAGUGAUCUAACGGACUCAUAACAAUUUCCACUUGGUUGCCACGAUGACGACAACCGUAUCUUAUCUAUGUGAAGAGCAAUUACCCUGAGGGAUAACAUCCCUACACAAUGGAUCCACACCUAUUGGCUGCCGGGAUUAUGCCGACGUUUCCGGCAGGAGUACCAGCCUUCGUCGGGUUCAAUCCCGCCGCGGCACCAGCGUACCCACAAGUGCCGUCCGCUCCGGUCCAAAUACCUCUUCCUGGUGAUGCACCUACUAACGUUGUGGCGGCGCCAACAUCAGUAGCAGCUGCUGUAGCCGCAGGAUCUCCCGCGAAUCCAACGGAGGCUCCAUUACCUCCAGCAACACCUUCGGUCGGCGCGAGUGAUACCACUCAAACUGGCAAUACAGCUCAGUGUGACUGGACAGAACAUACUUCGCCAGAUGGCCGAAUAUACUAUUAUAAUUCAGUAACGAGAAAGUCAUCGUGGGACAAACCGGAUGAGUUGAAAUCAUCAACCGAGCUUCUUCUCUCGCGAUGUCCUUGGAAAGAGUACAAAUCGGAGUCUGGCCGACUGUAUUAUUACAAUGCCGAAACUAAAGAGAGCAAAUGGUCCAUUCCUAAAGAACUCGAGGACAUCCGACGUCUUCUCGAAAUGGAAGGAAAGGUCAAAACGGCUGUCAGACUCGAGCUCCCUAAUUCUGCGUCGGGAACGCCAACAAUUAAUUCCCCGGUCGCAUCAGUUGAACAGCCGCCCAUUGAUGAGGCAUCGCGCACGUCUUUUGCACCGGACGAUGACUCACAAUCGAACCAAGAUGGCGCAGUCGUAAAGUUGGAAUACAAGGAUAAGAGAGAAAUGGCGGAUGCGUUUCGAGUUCUCCUCCGAGAACGUAAUGUGGCAAGUAAUGCAUCGUGGGAAAAUGCCGUUAAAGCUAUUUCACAAGAUCCCCGCUAUGCAGCUCUAAAAAAAUUGCCGGAUCGCAAACAGAUUUUUAAUUUAUAUAAAACACAACGCGCUAAGGAAGAGAAAGAAGAGCAACGAAUGAAAAUUCGAAAGGCCAAGGAGGAUCUUGAACAAUUUUUGCUAAACUCGCCACAGCUCAAUAUGAAUGUCAGGUACAAAAAAGCGUAUGAGCUCUUCGGACAUCUACCUGUUUGGACGGCAGUUGGCGAUCGGGAACGUAAAGAACUAUACGAUGAUAUCAUGACUAUUGUAACCAAACGUGACAAAGAAGCCCAGCGAGCGUUACGUAAGAAGAACAUGGCUACUCUUGCGGACAUUCUCGACGCAAUGGCAGAAGUUACCCACAGGACAACGUGGCAAGAAGCACAACAACUGCUAUUAGAUAAUCCUACUUUUGCGGAAGACGCCGAGCUGCUAGGCAUGGACAAAGAGGAUGCUUUGACAAUUUUCGAGGAUCAUAUCCGAGAGCUUGAAAAAGAGCAUGAAGCUGAGCGAGAGCGUGAGAAAAAGGUGCUAAAAAGGAGUCAACGGAAGGCCCGUGAGGGCUUUCAGGCCCUCUUGGCUGAUUUGCAUGACAAAGGCAAACUCACAUCAAUGUCAUUGUGGAGCGAACUGUAUCCGGUCAUUCGUAGCGAUCCUAGAUUCAACAAUAUGCUUGGCCAACCUGGUUCAACGCCGCUCGACCUUUUUAAAUUUUUCGUUGCUGAGCUCAAAGAUCGGCUCAUUGAUGAGAAGAAGAUAAUUAAGGAGAUAUUGCGGGAGAAAAAUUUCACCGUAGAAGUUGAUACACAGUUUGAGCAGUUUGUCACGGUGAUAUCAGAAGAUAAACGCAGCGCGACUUUGGACGCUGGCAAUGUAAAGCUGACGUAUACAGCCCUCAUGGAAAAGGCAGCUGCCAGGGAAAAGGAAAGACUGAGAGAGGAACAGCGAAAGGUGAAACGAGCGGAAGCAGCUUUCAGGUCUAUAUUACGAAAUCUGAGUCCACCCGUAGAAUACGAUUCUUCGUACGAUAAGAUCCGGCCUUUGAUUGAAUCCCAUCCCGAUUUCAACGGUCUCUUGCUUGAAUCCGAACGUGUGCGGGUAUUUAAAGAAUAUACAACUGCCUUAGAGGAGGCGUGCAGUCAUCAUCACGGCCGCAGCAAGAAAAGUAAAAAGAACACAAAGCACAAACGCAAUCGUUCAUCGUCGCGGUCUUCAGUAACGUCGAUUAGCAGUAGUUCCGGUGGUUCAUCACGAAAGAAGAAAAAGAAAAAGAAAAGCCGAUACCAAUCCCGAAGUCCCUCCCCAUCGCUCAAGAAAAGUCGAUACUUGGAAGCAAGCCCUUCACCAUCGAAGCGAUUUUCCCCCGUAGAGGACGAAAGUGAAAGCGGCUAUAAAGCUUCGGAGAAAUAUAGGCAUUACCGUGAGGCCACUCCGGAGGAAGGUGAAGUUACACACAGCAGACGAGGCCAUGCUGUCAGAGCGAGAAUUGGAAGACCGACGUAGAGAACUCCUUGCUCAGCUGCAUUCGGGAGCCACCGAAGACGUAUCUGAUUAAUGAUUGCCUAAAAAUUUCAACAAUAAGCCCUCAUAGGCAUGAAACAUCGGUUUCAGUAUUUAUGUCUGCACGCUUAACAAUGGCCAACCCUUACUGGAAACGUUUUGCGCCAUUGCAGCCGUUCAACGGACAACAUUGCUCGUGAUAACUUCGUGUAGAAGUUCGUGUAGAACACAGGAAACUCGCCUAUAAGUUAAUCAUCAGAGGUAAGACUUCUGGGAACAGGUCUACUGGUUGUUUUAACAGAAGCUAACCUGUUCCAAGGAGCCUUAGCAGGAGAAAGACCGCCGUGACAAAACGGGAAAGCUGAUACCAACUUGCAUAGAAAAACACCUUUAACUUUGAGCAAGCGUAAGCUCCAAGAAACAGUUCGCUUUGAAAACGAACUUUACUAACAAAACAUAAGAACAAGAAAUUUGACGAAAUUAAGGGGAGGCCCUCAGCCAUGCCGAAGUAUACGAUACUACGACCAUUGAACCCUUGGGUCUAACUCCUAAACAGUUUACUCCGUUUACAACUACGCCGAGCAUGAACUGGCCCUCAGCUGGCGCCAUUUUCUAGAAAAUGGAAACAACAACAACAACAACAAGGCUGGAAAAAGAUGCACUUCUUCCAUUCUAGUUGUUAGAAGAAAUACUUUCAAAUUAUAUCGCUCUAAUUAAGAUUGCAUAAGCACACUGAAUUACAGGCACACAAACUUGUGAAAACAUUAACGCACGCACACCUGAAAUAACAGACAGAAAUAGUGUUGAAAUGCAUAAAGUUUAUGCAAGCGUAUCAAGAUAAGGACGAUGGCAAGCUUGAUCAGCUAUGUGUAUACAGAUACGACAAAAAUUAGGGACGACAGAGUAUAUAUAGAGGAAAAAAGACUUUGCGGCGGAGACCUCAGAGAUACCGUAAUUGAAGAGAAACUGUAUGUGGGUACGUGGAGGCUGAUGAAGGGUAUAAGAGAGAACGAAUCAGUUUAAGUGAGUGAUAGAUAAUGAUAUCAGCAAAAAAAA
Molecule: messenger RNA, 4704 nt
Organism: Varroa destructor (honeybee mite)
Lineage: Eukaryota; Metazoa; Arthropoda; Arachnida; Mesostigmata; Varroidae
Gene: Prp40
Product: pre-mRNA processing factor 40
Biological process (GO): mRNA cis splicing, via spliceosome
Cellular component (GO): U1 snRNP; U2-type prespliceosome
Molecular function (GO): protein binding; RNA binding
Source: RefSeq, a predicted model, not a curated record